AUGACUCUCCGUGUAAAGCGCGAGCCUUUGUCCAUUAUGCAUACGUCCUUUCAACCUUCUUCUGACGUCGCUGGUUUACUCGAAGACAGAAUCGACCAGGGUCGCUCCCCUAGAGCACUCACCACAUCUGUCGAGGUUCCGAUAGAGAUAUUGGAGAACAUCUUCGCCUUAGCAACCUUCAUCGACAAAGCCGAGAUAAACGUCUCAUAUGGCUGGGGGCCGCUGUCUACUUGGAGAAACUCGCGACGAACUGCGCGAGCUCUUACUGAGGUCUGCCACGGGUGGCGCGAAAUCGCUCUGCGUUUUUUGUACGCCCGUAUCGAGUUUAACUCUCUUACAGAACUCCCGGCAUUUUAUUCAACUCUGGCCGCCAAUCCGACCGUUUUCUGCCCACUAGUACGCAGCAUAUCAGUUCAAGCUCUCAUUCCAGUCGACGGUGUCCGCGUGGCCCAGCGAUAUCUCGACGAAAUCAUCACUCGCUGUCUUUGGUUGAAAAGCUUGAAAAUCACCAUUGAUGACUUCUCGGGCUGUGCAUUGCCUCUUUGGCAGCUCUGGGUAUCCCAUUCCUCAGCCCAGCUGUCCGAUCUACAACUUAGCAUAGACUGCGCAGGGUCUACAGAGGAGCAUCGUAGACUCUUCAAAGCGUUGUCGAGCGUCAACAACCUCACGUCCCUUACGUUAUCGUUCCCCAAUACCUCGGCAAGGCAGACCGCUGAUUUAACUACCUCACAAUCUCUUCACCUCCCUGCCCUGCGUCAAUUAUCUCUCUUUGUAUGGUCCCAAAAUGGCGCCAAGGUCCUUUCGAACAUCAUUGAGUCAUUCGUCAACCCUCAAAUCCUGUCGCUCACGAUAUGUUUAGUGAGGCCACCACAGAGGAUUCCAUACGAGCAAUACAAUUAUAGAGACAUUUCUGCACAGAUUCUUGUCAUUCUGUCGCUAACAGGCGACCAUCUACGCUACCUUCAUCUCGCAGACAAGACAAACGAGCCGGAUUAUGAUGAAGUCGCCAGCGGGUCACGCCACGCAUGGCACUGGGAGACUUUAUGGCGACACGAUCACUUUCAGCCUCUCAUCGACUUUUGUCCAUCACUCGAGCAUUUCAUCGCACCACUAUCCACUGCCAUCCCCUUCCUUUCGCUCCAUCACCAUCCCACCCUCAAAUGGGUUGACAUGUGGGUAUCGCCAGCCCAUAUCCACGAUGAUAUCGAUGACGAAGGCCUUCGAGGUCUCGUUACAGGCAUGCGUUCGUCGCCGCUUGUUCUCGAGGGAUGUAGACGGCUGGACUCAUCUCUGAACUUCUUCCUCCACCUUCCGGCGUUAUUUCCCCCUCGUCGCUCUUCAGCGGUGGCCGAGCUCCCUACCUUUUGGACCCUUGCCGACUCGGUCGGGAUCAUCGAGACUUCGAAUUCCUUGAAAGCGAACUUUGAACACGAUCAGUCUCUGUUUGUAGGUGGUCUCAUUGAUGAGACGGAGUCAAUACAUUUGACCGAUGAGUUGGAGAAUGCGGAAGACGAGGAAUCACCGAGAGCAAACGCGGAAGGCAACGAGGAAGCUGUCGCACGAAUCGUCAAUGGCGGGUACGAAGAUGAAACAUCCACAUUCCUCGCCAUUUUGAUGGACGAGUUGUCUGACUCGUCCUCUGAUGGGAGUGACGACUACGACGACGGCGAUUAUGUACCGUCGGAAAUAUCGCUUGGGAGCUCUUCAGAGUACUGGUCGGAGGAGGAAGACUUUCAGCCGCUACAGAAAGAUAAUAUGGAGGAGUAUUUCUCCUCAGGUUUGAAUGAGUUUGAGUUCUAG
Molecule: messenger RNA, 1800 nt
Organism: Stereum hirsutum FP-91666 SS1
Lineage: Eukaryota; Fungi; Basidiomycota; Agaricomycetes; Russulales; Stereaceae
Exons: 3
Coding region: 1-1800 (599 amino acids)
Source: RefSeq, a predicted model, not a curated record